AUGUGUCCACUACCGCUCUCGUUAUCUUCUGCUGCCGCUGCCGCUGCUGCUGUUACCUCAGCACGGUAUAAAGGGGAAGUCAUCGCACUACUUCACUCAGUACGUCUAGCUAUGACUCGUCCUGGGCUUCGCGAGAUCGGCUCCUUCUUCCACCUAGUUUUCCUCCUCCUCCUCCUUGUCGCCGCCCCUCGACCAGCAGAAUCCGCUAUUGCCGAGGUGGUCUUUGAAAUCUUCCACCUUAUGAUCAAAGUUCUAGCCAAAGUACGUCUGCCCAAUUUGUUGAGCUUUUUGAGGAAUGUCUUUUUCCCCUCCAUCGAGUUCAUUUUUACAAGCUAUGGUCCAAUUAAGGCCUAA
Molecule: messenger RNA, 354 nt
Organism: Hydatigera taeniaeformis
Lineage: Eukaryota; Metazoa; Platyhelminthes; Cestoda; Cyclophyllidea; Taeniidae
Source: the annotation of a GenBank genome assembly